Vicia faba (fava bean) is the source of this 3480-nucleotide messenger RNA. Lineage: Eukaryota; Viridiplantae; Streptophyta; Magnoliopsida; Fabales; Fabaceae. The record is from the annotation of a GenBank genome assembly.
AUGGGGGGUGGCAAAAACCGGAAGCUACAUUUAAGCAAGAUCUAUUCAUUCACAUGUUUCAAAGCGAGUUCGGGUGAUGACGGAGAUCAUUCACAAAUUGGAAGUAGAGGCUAUUCGAGGGUGGUGUUAUGCAAUGAACAGAACAGUACUAAUGAUGAGGAAGCUGUGAUUAAGAAUUUUGCAGAUAAUUCUGUCAGAUCUACAAAAUAUACCGUUGCUACUUUUCUUCCAAAAUCACUUUUUGAACAGUUUAGGAGAGUGGCUAAUUUCUAUUUUUUGGUUACUGGUGUUUUGGCUUUCUCUAAACUUGCUCCUUAUAAAGUUGGUACUGCUAUUUUUCCUCUUGCUGUUGUUAUUGGGGCAACUAUUGUGAAAGAAGGUAUUGAAGAUUGGCGUAGGAAAAAGCAGGAUAUCGAGGUGAACAAUAGAAGAGUUAAAGUUCAUAAAGUUGAUGGAAUUUUUGAAUAUACUGCAUGGAAGAAUCUGAGGGUAGGGAAUAUAGUGAAGGUAGAGAAAGAUGAGUUUUUCCCAGCAGAUAUUGUAUUGCUUUCAUCGAGUUAUGAGGAUGCAGUCUGCUACGUGGAGACGAUGAACUUGGAUGGCGAGACAAAUUUGAAGUUAAAACAAGGGAGUAUGGAGUUUGGAGUGCAAAAAUAUGCCCUUUCUCCUCAGCAACUUCUUUUGCGAGGCUCUAAGCUUCGUAAUACAGAAUAUAUUUUUGGAGCUAUCAUUUUCACCGGUCAUGACACUAAGGUUAUUCAGAAUUCUACUGAUCCACCUUCGAAGAGAAGCCGCGUUGAGAAGAAAAUGGAUAAAGUCAUCUACUUCUUGUUUUGUAUUUUGUUUCUAAUGGCAUCCGUAGGAUCUAUUUUCUUUGGCUUUAUAACUAAAGACGACUUGCAAAAAGGGGUGGUGAAAAGAUGGUAUUUAAGGCCUGAUAAUUCUACAAAAUUCUUUGAUCCGGAAAGACCGGCUGCGGCUGCUGCAUGUCAUUGUUUGACAGCCUUAAUGUUAUACGGCUUCUUUAUUCCAAUCUCAUUGUAUGUGUCAAUAGAAAUUGUCAAAGUCCUUCAGAGUAUUUUCAUCAAUCAAGACAUCCAUAUGUACUACAAAGAAGCAGACAAACCGGCACAUGCUCGCACUUCAAACCUGAACGAGGAGCUUGGUCAAGUUGACACGAUACUUUCCGAUAAAACUGGAACUUUGACCUGCAACUCCAUGGAAUUCAUCAAAUGUUCGAUCGCUGGUGUAGCUUAUGGUCGUGGUGUUACAGAGGUUGAGAAGACAAUGAGUAGAAGAAAAGGUUCAACGUUAGUUCGUGAGCGUGAUGUAUCGGACAAUGGCAUCAGUGAUUCUCUUGAUAAUAAAGAAGUCAUAAAUGGUUUUAACUUUACUGAUGAAAGAAUAAUGAAUGGACAUUGGGUAAAUGAGCCUCGCGCAGAUAUCAUCCAGAAGUUUUUUCGCCUUUUAGCAGUCUGUCAUACAGCCUUACCAGAAGUAGAUAAAGAAACCGGAAAUGUGUUGUACGAGGCUGAAUCUCCGGAUGAAGCUGCAUUUGUUAUUGCGGCAAGAGAACUUGGUUUUGAAUUCUACAAAAGGGCUCAGACUAGUUUAUCGACAUACGAGUUGGAUCCAGUUUCUGGCAAGAAAAUUGAAAGGGUGUACAAGAUUCUCAAUGUGUUAGAAUUCAAUAGCUCAAGGAAGAGAAUGUCGGUAAUAGUAAAAGACGAUGAAGGAAAAAUUCUACUACUCUGCAAAGGCGCCGACAGUGUCAUGUUUGAAAGACUUGCCAAGAAUGGGAGGGAGUUUGAAGAGGAAACCAUGGAACAUGUGCACGAAUAUGCUGAUGCAGGUCUCCGAACCCUUAUACUUGCCUAUCGUGAACUUGAAGCAGAAGAAUACAUGGAGUUUCAUAAUAAAUUCUCGGAGGCCAAGAAUUUGGUUAGUGCAGAUCGGGAAACAUUGAUUGAAGAAGUUUCGGAUAAUAUGGAGAAGAACCUAAUCCUUCUUGGUGCUACUGCUGUAGAGGACAAGCUCCAAAAUGGGGUUCCUGAUUGUAUUGACAAGCUUGCCCAAGCAGGAAUUAAGAUUUGGGUUUUGACUGGGGAUAAAAUGGAGACCGCAAUCAAUAUUGGGUUUGCUUGUAGUUUGCUUAGACAAGGAAUGAAACAGAUUAUAAUUCAUUUGGAUAGUCCAGAAAUUCAAGCAUUGGAGAAAGAUGGUGACAAGAGAGCUAUUACCAAAGCAUCAAGGCAGAGUGUCCUAUUUCAAAUACGUGAAGGUGCUGCGCAGCUUACUGCACACAAAGGGAACUCUCAGCAGGCAUUUGCUCUAGUAAUUGAUGGUAAAUCACUUGCUUAUGCACUUGAGGAUGAUAUGAAGAACAUGUUCCUGGAACUUGCCAUUCGUUGUGCGUCUGUUAUUUGCUGUCGGUCAUCGCCAAAGCAGAAGGCACUGGUCACUAGAUUAGUCAAAUCUGGAACUGGUAAAACAACGUUAGCUAUUGGCGAUGGAGCUAAUGAUGUUGGAAUGCUUCAAGAAGCUGAUAUCGGGGUUGGUAUAAGUGGCGUCGAAGGAAUGCAGGCUGUUAUGUCUAGUGACAUUGCAAUUGCACAAUUCCGAUAUUUGGAACGAUUACUCCUGGUGCAUGGGCAUUGGUGUUACCGAAGGAUCUCAACGAUGAUAUGCUAUUUUUUCUACAAGAACAUCACAUUUGGUUUCACUCUAUUCUUGUAUGAGGUGUAUGCAUCAUUCUCAGGAGAACCUGCAUACAACGACUGGUUUUUAGCUCUCUAUAAUGUCUUUUUUUCAUCACUUCCCGUGAUUGCUCUCGGUGUAUUUGACCAAGACGUAUCUGCUCGGUACUGCCUCAAGUUUCCUUUGUUAUAUCAAGAAGGAGUACAAAAUGUCCUUUUCAGCUGGCGUCGAGUGCUCAGCUGGAUGCUUAACGGAUUCUUUAGCGCUUUAUUAAUUUUCUUCUUCUGCACAAAGGCAAUGGAGGUACAAGCCUUCGAUUCAGAGGGAAGAACUGCCGGAAGAGAUAUACUAGGAACAACCAUGUGCUCUUGUGUAGUUUGGGUUGUAAACUUGCAAAUGGCAGUAGCUAUAAGUUACUUCACCUUGAUCCAACAUUUUUUCAUCUGGGGUUCCAUAUUUUUCUGGUACAUUUUUCUCCUAAUAUAUGGAGCAUUGCCUCAAAAGUUUUCGGAAAAUGCUUACAAAGUCUUUGUUGAAACUCUUGCUCCUUCGCCUUCCUAUUGGAUAUUAACAUUCUUUGUGGUGAUCACAACCCUAAUGCCAUACUUCUCAUACAAAGCAAUUCAAAUGCGGUUCUUUCCGAUGCAUCACGAAAUAGUACAGUGGAUAAGAUAUGAUGGGAAGACUGAGGAUCCCGAGUACUGUGAUAUGGUGCAGACAAGAUUGUUGCAGCAAACGUCUUUUGAUUCAACAGCUCGCUUAGUGGCCAAGGCUAACCAAUAA